AUGUUUACAAAAAGAAAAAUAAUAAAAAAAAACAUAAAAAAGAAUUUAGAAGAUAAUUUUAAUUGUGAUAAUAAUAAAAAUUCUGAUUUAGGAUGUAAUGAAGAAGAUGGAGAAUCAGAAAAUGUACGAGUAAACUAUAAAGAAAAGUAUGCGUUAAGCAAAAAGAACGACUUUGAUUGUGAAGUUAAUAACAAUAUAGGAAUAGAGAAAAAAGAAAAAGUAAAAGAAAAUGAAAAAAAGGAAGUACUUAUUAAUCAUAACAAAACUAUGAUAGAGGAAGAAUCAUUUAAUAAAAAGAAUGAAAAAAAUGUAUCUAAUUUUUUAGAUAAUAAGAAUAACGAAAAAAAAGAAAAAAAAAAGUUAAGUAGUAUAGAAAGAAAAAAAAAAGAAGAAAUAAGUAGGGUAAAUAAAAUGAAUACUAGCUUUCAUAUAUACAGUGAAGAUGAUUCUGAUAGCUACAUAACGAUUAAAAGGAAAAAAAAAAUUAGAAAUAGUAUUCAAAAUUCCCUAAUUUCAUUGAAUAAUACUGAUGAAAAAAAAAACUUAAUAGAACCCCAUAAAAAUUAUUCAAUAGGAAAUAAUGAUUCAAGUAAAUCAUUCAAUGAAGAAGGUGAAUCGAGGUAUGCAUAUGUAAGUAGAGAAAAACACUUAUAUAAUAAAGAUUAUGUCAAACAUAACAAGGAAAUCAGUUCACACUCAUAUAAAAAAUGUAAUAUGAAAAAUAAAAUAAGCAUAAAUAACGAUAAUUAUAUAUAUGAAAUUGACAAUAAUAAUAGCAGUAAUAAUAAUAUUUGUGCUAGUUAUACUCUUGGUAACAAUUUAAAAUUGAAUGAUAAUAGUAGCGAUGAUAUUAAUUAUAAAAGAAAUAUUUUUGAUUUGACUGAUAAUUAUAUUAACAAUAUUUAUGCAAAAAAUAGCAGUGAUUCUUUAACAUACGAGUUAAUGGAAGAUGAUUCAUAUUUUAGUGAAAUAAAUAAAAAUGAUUUUAAGAAAGAUACUGAAUCAAAUAGUUUAAUUUAUAAUUUAUCAUAUAUGCCAAAUUCAAAGAAAGAAGAAAUGAAUGAUGAUAAUAGAAUAGGGAAUAUAUUUAUGAAUGAGGAAAAUUUCAAUUGCGAAAAUGUAAUGAUAAAUUUUGAAGAUGAAAAAGAUGAUAUGGAAAAUGAAGAAGAAAGGAAAUUAAUUGAAGAAAUAAAAUUAAAAAAGAAAAUAUUAAGAAAAAAGCAAGAGAUUAAUGAUAACGGUAAUAUAUUUAAUGAUGAUUACAUUUCUAAUUUCUCAAAUAAAAAAAAAAAUAAUAUUAAUGUGAAUGAAAUAGGAAAUAUUUUAUUAGAAGAUGAUCUAGAAGUGGAAGAUAUAUAUAAUUAUGAAACAGUGAAUGAAAUGAAAAACAGACUUUUAAUAAAAAAGAAUAAAAAUGACGAAAUAAAAAAUUUAUAUGAAGAAAUAAAUACUGAAAAAGAUUAUAAAUUUUUAACAUUAAAAAAAGAUGAAAUCAAAAUCAAUGAGUCUUAUGAAAAUUAUGAUAUAUAUGAAGAAGAAAGAAUUAAUAAAAUUGUUGAUAAUAAAUUUCUUACAGAAUUAAAAAAAAAUUCUGAAUUUUCUUAUGAAUUACAAAAAAAUGGGAUUAGCACAGAGUUUAAUUCAUAUAAUUCAUCAAAUGUAAAUUCUUUUCAUAUUUCUUCAUAUAAAAAUGAUAAUUCCACUAUUCAGAAUAAAAUAUUAGAUUAUAAAUAUAAUGGAAAAAACGAUUUGAAUAUAAAAAACAUGAAAAAAGAACCAAAUGAAGAUAGUAUGUCUUUUUCUUGUGUUGAAGAUAAGGAAGAUUUUGUAAAUAGUGAUAUAUACAAUAACCAAAAUAAAAUUUUAUUUGAAAAAAUUAAAAACGCAUUUGAAGAAAAAGCGGUUUGUAAUUUAGAAAUUAUUAAAAUGAAUGAUUAUAUACGAGAACUAUUUGAUGAAUAUAAAAGCAAAACAGAAGAAUAUAAUAGAAUAAGAGAUUUGGAAAAUAGAAAUAAAAGCGAAUUCGACGUACUUAAAAGUAUAUGUAAAAAGAGAAAAAAAGAAAUAAUUAUAUGCACUAUUUUUGGUGAAUUUUUACAAAUUAUAAUUAAUCUUAUUUUUGAAAAAUCUAAAUGUGUUGAUUCUGCUUUAAACGCUUUAUAUAAAUUAGAACAAUGCUUUCACCUAGUUUAUCAUAAUUUAAAAUUGUACUUAUAUAAAGAAUAUUAUGAAAAGUCUAAGCUAACAUUUAUAAAUGAAUAUAUCUUUAAUUCAAAAUAUUAUAGAAAUAAAAAAGAAAAAACAAAAUGCAAUCAAUUAAAGAAUCUAAUAGAAGGGAGAAUGAUUAAAAAUUGUGUAAAAUAUAAUAAUAUUUCAUCUUUUGAUGAAUCUAUAGUGGACAAAAUAAACGAUCAUCAAAAUUUUAAUGACCUUUCAGUUCUUUAUAUGUUUGAUGGAUUUUCAAGUAAUUAUUCAACUGAUUCUUCUUUGAGUGAAUAUGAUGAAAUAGAAAAAGUAAAAAAAGAGAUAGAAGAAAACAAUAAUGAAAAAACUGAAGAUAUGAAAAAAAUAGAAAGAGACAAAUUAGAAAAACAAAAAUAUUUUCAAACUUUAAAAAUGAGGCAAUUAAAAGAAAAAUUUUUAAUAAAGAUUAAUAGCAUAUUCGAAAAUGUGAACAAUUUUUUUUUAAAUUUUAAAAAUGUUAUAAAAUAUUUCUAUUUAUUAAAACUUUACAACUGUGAAUUUUAUAAAAAUUACAAUUGUUCGAAUUGUUUUGAUAGUAUUUUUUUUUUUUUUGUAAAAUGUGAAUUAUUGUAUUGGGAUCCACUUUAUCAAUUUUCAUUGAAAAAAAAAAAAAAAAUGAAAAUCCUAAAUUAUUACGAAAAAGAAAUAAAAGAAAAUAUAUGUAAAAAAAGCAAUAUAAAUAAUUAUGAAGGUAAAACUUACAUAAAUGAACAUUUUGGAAAUAUAUGUGACGAACAAAAUGAUUUCAAUUUAUAUUCUACACAUACUUCUGAUAAUAGUAAUAGUAACAAUAGUGGCAUAAAUGAAGGUGAUAAUGAAAAUAGCAAGUCUCCAAAUUCAGAAAGUGAUUUUUCCUUAAGUAGUUCUAUAUAUAGUAAUGAAGAAGAUUUUUGUGAAGAAAAUAAUCAGAAAGAAAAGAAGGAAAAUAAUAUAAAUGAUAAAAAAAUGUUUUCUUCCUUUUUUAAAAAUGAGAAAUUUCAAAGAACAAAAUAUAAACUUAAGAAAAAAUUUUUUCAUAAUCCUAAUGUAAAAUCAUUUGCUUGGUACAAACUCAUAGAUCAAUUGAUAAUGAUUUACGAUAGUCUUAGUGAAAAAGAAAUUAUGGAAAAACUAUAUUACCAUAUUUAUAAUAAAAAGGUGUAUGAACUGAUAGAAGUAUGGAAUCCUUUUUCAUUGAAACAAAGUUUUAAUUUACACGUAAUUAUUAAGGAUUUUAUUUUAUAUAAUUCUGAUAGAAAAAUAUUGAUUGAUAAAAUAAAAGAUAAAAUCAAUAUAUAUAUAACUACAUUUUUACAAUGCUAUAAAAAUAUAUGUAAUUUAAAAAAGAAAAAUAUUUUUUUAAUGAGGUGUUUAAAAAUUUUAAAGUCUAUAAAAAAUGUUGUUUCACUAUUAUGUGAUAAAGAGUUAUUUGAUCUAGUUAAGAAAAUAUAUUAUGAUUUUGUUUUACCCAAUUAUGAACAUUCUAAUAAAUUUCAUAAUUUAAUACUAUCUACUAUAGUUCAUAUAAUACACUCUUUAAAUAGUCUAACGGAUGACCAAUUUAAUAAUGAGAUCUCUAAUAUUUUAGAUAAGGAUAGUAAAAGAUUAAAUUCAGGUUAUUUUGAUUAUGAAAAAUUAAAUAUGUAUAAUUAA
This is a messenger RNA of Plasmodium relictum, 3876 nucleotides long. Its product is annotated as conserved Plasmodium protein, unknown function. The transcript has a single exon. The record is from RefSeq and is a predicted model, not a curated record. Bases 1 to 3876 code for a protein of 1291 amino acids. Lineage: Eukaryota; Apicomplexa; Aconoidasida; Haemosporida; Plasmodiidae.